Molecule: messenger RNA, 1236 nt
Organism: Diversispora eburnea
Lineage: Eukaryota; Fungi; Glomeromycota; Glomeromycetes; Diversisporales; Diversisporaceae
Source: the annotation of a GenBank genome assembly
AUGUCAAGUAAACGUCGACAACCCGUUUCUGCUAAUAACCCGGAAACAAAAUCCCAUAGUACUCAUAAUAAUAUGUCUACACAUAAUCCCAUCAAUGGAAUAAAGCCUGGUGAAGCCGAUCCACUUAAAGUGAUCAAAGUAGUCGCUAGUGAUGGAAAAACAGGAGACGAUUUUGACUUAUCUUAUACUGUUACCAAAGUCAUUGGAAACGGUUCCUUCGGAGUAGUGUUUCAAGCGAAAUUAACUAAUACUGGUGAAGAUGCCGCAAUUAAAAAAGUACUUCAAGAUAAACGCUUUAAGAAUCGUGAACUUCAAAUAAUGAGAUUGGUAUCACAUCCUAAUAUAGUUGAUUUAAAGGCCUUUUUCUACUCUAGUGGAGAGAAGAAAGAAGAAGUUUAUCUAAAUCUUGUAUUAGAAUACGUUCCCGAAACAGUUUAUCGAGCUUCUCGAGUGUACGCUAAAAGCAAACAAACAAUGCCCGUGCUUUUUAUAAAACUUUAUAUGUACCAGUUAUUCAGGUCACUUGCCUAUAUCCACUCUCUCGGUAUUUGUCACCGUGAUAUUAAACCACAGAAUUUAUUAUUGAAUCCGUCCACAGGAGUUUUAAAAUUAUGUGACUUUGGUAGCGCCAAAAUCCUAGUUGCCGGUGAACCAAACGUAUCAUAUAUCUGUUCAAGAUAUUAUAGAGCACCAGAGUUGAUCUUUGGUGCAACGAAUUAUACAACGAAUAUUGGGUGCGUUAUGGCAGAAUUAAUGCUUGGACAACCUUUAUUCCCUGGAGAUAGUGGAAUUGAUCAAUUAGUAGAAAUUAUUAAAGUUUUAGGAACGCCUACACGUGAACAAAUAAAAACCAUGAAUCCAAAUUAUAUGGAACAUAAAUUCCCUCAAAUUAAACCUCAUCCAUUUUCAAAAGUUUUUCGAGCCAGAACACCACCGGAAGCAAUCGAUCUCAUAGAACGUCUUUUAGAAUAUACCCCUUCCAAUCGAUUAACGGCUAUUGAAGCAAUGUGUCAUCCAUUCUUUGAUGAACUUAGGAAUCCUGAAACGAGACUUCCUACAGGGAAAGAUUUACCAAAACUUUUCGAUUUUACUCGACAAGAGUUAUCUAUUCGACAUGAACUUAUUCCUAAACUUGUACCACGACACGCUGAAUCUGAACUUCGUUCAAGAGGAAUUGAUAUUCAUAAUAAUUUUAAACCAUUGUCACAAAAUCAAAUGCGUGCAACUUUGGAUUAA